Molecule: messenger RNA, 2862 nt
Organism: Yamadazyma jaroonii
Lineage: Eukaryota; Fungi; Ascomycota; Pichiomycetes; Serinales; Debaryomycetaceae
Source: the annotation of a GenBank genome assembly
AUGGUAAUCGAUCAAGUUAUCCAAUGUUUGAAUACUAUGUAUUCGGGAGCAUCCCAGGAAUCUAAGAAGCAAGCAAUGGAUUUUUUGGAGAAUUUUCAAAAGUCUAACGAGUCAUGGAUGAUAACAAAUGAAUAUUUAAAUAGUAAUUUUGGUAACAAUGAUAAUAUUCAAAUCAAAUUAUUUUUGAGUCAAACUUUAAGAAAUAAGUUGACUUAUGACUUAAAUCAAUUGAAUGAUAACAAUUUGACUGAAUUAAGAAACAUGAUCUUGCAAUUAAUUUUGAAUUAUUCUGGUAAUAAUAAUAAAUUAAUCAGAAUUCAAUUAAAUAUUUGUUUGUCUCAAUUGAUAUUACAGGAUUUGAAUUGGUUAGAUCCUUUGAAUGACUUAAUUGACUUCUUCACCAAGAAUAACAUGCUUCCGAAUUUGUUUGAAUUCUUGAAGAUUUUACCUGAAGAAUUAAAUGAUAUUAAUAAGACCUUUUUAAACGAUGAGGAAUUCACCCAUAGAACCAAUUCCAUCGUUAAUGAUAACAACAUAUCAAGAAUAUUCACAAUCUUUGACAACUCCAUAAAUGGUAAUGAAUUACUCAUCCUCGAUUGUCUUAAUAACUGGAUAAAAGAAUUACCCAUCGAAAAGUUUUUGUCAAUUGAAAGUUUGACCAACUUGAUUUUUAAUUCUUUGAACAACGAAGCAUUAUUCGAAAAGUCAGUUGAAUGUUUGAUUACUAUCAUAAGAGAAACGAGAGAUAUCGAAAACCAUCAAAUCAUAAAUGCAAUUUUGGGUAAAUUACUUGAUUUGCAUACUUCAAUCAAAGUUGAUGAGGAUAAUUUCGAACUUCUUGCUAGAUUAUACCUUGAAAGUUGUGAAAGUUGGCAUGUUUUGAUCGCAAAGAACCCCGAAAGUUUCUACAAAUUAGUGGAAAUCUUGUUGAGCUAUCUUAAUUUGGAUGAGAACUUGAAUAUCAUUCAUUAUUCAUUUUAUUUUUGGUAUUUAUUGAAACAGUUAAUCAUUCUUCCAAAUUUCAAGAAUUCAAGAAUCAUUUUCACCCCAAUCUACGAAAACUUGAUUAAAAUCAUAAUGAAACAUUUGACCUACCCAAUCUCAUCUGAUGAAGACGAGAAUAAUAACGAAGAUCACGAUUUAUUCGAUGGUGACAAAGAACAAGAAGACAAGUUCAAAGAGUUCAGAUACGAAAUGGCGGAUGUUUUGAAAGAAGCAACCGUCGUUGUUGGUCCUUACAGAGCUUUAAGUAUACCAUUCGAGAAUAUCAAGACUAUCCAACUGGGCGGUUCGAAUUUGAAAUGGCAAAAUAUUGAAAGUUCAUUAUUCACUAUGAGAUCUAUGGCAAAAGAGAUUCCUAAAACCGAAAAUAAAAUACUCCCUAAUAUUAUGAAAUUUUUGAUUGAGUUACCGGAAAUACCAAAAAUUCGUUACAGUGCAACACUUGUCCUUGGAAGGUAUACUGAAUGGACGAAUAUGAAUCCUGAAUAUUUGGAGAUUCAACUAAACUACAUAAUCAAAGGAUUCGAACUCACAUUCAAUCCAAAUGAUACCAAGAGCAUUUCAAUGGCAUCAACCAGCGCUUUGAUGUACUUUUGUCAAGAUUGUUCUAAAUUGAUGAUAAAAUAUUUAGAACAAUUGUAUAUCUUGUACAAUCAAAUAUCGGGUAAGGUCGAUUUCAAAUCAAAUUCCGAAGUCAUAAAUGGUAUCAGUCACAUUUUAAUAAAUUUCAAUGAAGAUGAUCCAAAAUUAUCAGAAUUCUUGCAAGUCUUUUUGAAACCAAUAUUCAACAACUUAGAAAAUUUAUACGAGUCAACUGAUUCUGAAAAUAUUGGGGAAAACUUUGACUUAAUUACUAUCAUCAUAAAAAUCUUGAAAAUAAGAGAUUACAACGUACAAGAUAACAAAGUUGUAGGAAUAUUUAACAAUUACAUCUUGCCAUUGAUCAAUAAAUUUUUGACCAAGUUCAUCGACAAUUUGAAUGUCAAUGAAAAGAUCUUGAAGUUAAUUAAGACUUCCGUCGAAUCUUUCAAUAUCUAUCUAUUGAAUAAUUUGAAGAAUUUGAUCGAUUUGUUAUUACAAGGUUUCAAAUUCAAUAAUUUUGGGUGUUAUCUUUACGUCAGUGGUUCAAUUUUGAGAGAGUUCAGUGAUCCAGAACACUUUGAACUCUCUUUGAUCAAUGAAGUAUUCAAAUUUGGGGUGGAACAAUGUUUGAACUUUUUCAAGAUUUUAUCCACGAAAGAUGCAAAAUCAAUCAAUGAAAUACCUGAUGUUAUCGAAGACUUCUUCAGAAUGUUGGACGAUUUAUUGAUGUAUUAUCCGAACCAAUUUUUUGAUAUUGAUGAGACCAUUAUCAUCAAUCCUUCCAUUGAAUCAUCCGUCUUAUUAUUCGAUAACUUUGAAAGUUUCGAAGGUACCAUAUCAGUCAUCCAUUACUUGAUCGAUUUGGUAAGUUGGGGAUCGAAUAACAUUCCUGUCUCUUUUGUGGAAAUCAAUGAUCAUAACUCCAUUAAAAGUAAAAUCAUUAAUUUGAUUGGUUCCAAAGGUGAUGUGCUUUUGAACAACUUGAUCAGAAAUUUGAUCUUCAAAUUCAAUAACUUCAAUAACGAUACUAUCACUUACGAAUUAAAUGAUUUGAUUUUGAAAUUUAUCGUUCUAAGUCCACCAGACAAGAUUGUUAAUUGGUUAAUGAAAAUCUUGACCGAUUUACCGAAUAACGAUAAUAAACAAUUAAAUAAAUUCAACAAUAUCAUCAAUACGGCUAUCAAUAACAAAGACCAAAAGAGAAUCAGGAGUUGCUUGAAAGAUUACAUCGGGUGGUAUACUAGGAAAAACAUUAAAGCAAGAACAACCACCAUUUAA